Micromonas commoda is the source of this 832-nucleotide messenger RNA. RefSeq lists its product with no specific name. Lineage: Eukaryota; Viridiplantae; Chlorophyta; Mamiellophyceae; Mamiellales; Mamiellaceae. The coding region runs from base 6 to 776 and encodes 256 amino acids. The transcript has a single exon. The record is from RefSeq and is a predicted model, not a curated record.
CCGCCAUGGGACUCUUCGCCGAGAUCUGCGGCGGGUGGACCUACCGCAAGACCCUCUGGUGGGGCUGGAUAUGGAACGCGCUCAUCGCGUUCCUCUUCACCGUCUGCGGCAUCGUCGUCGCGCAGAAGCUGAACAAGCUGGACUGGGUCACCAACGCUGCGACCGGCGAGGUUGACGAGACGAGCGAGAAGCUCGUGGGCGGGCUCGUCGCCAACAUCUCGUGGGGCAUCGUCCUCAACGCCCUGUUCCUCAUCUUCUCGCUCGUCGUCCUCCUCCGCAAGGUGCGUCCCCACCACCGCGAAAACCCGCGCAGGGUUCAAUCGCGCCGGGGUAAAAGGGACAACGAAAACCGAGGCCCUCGCGAGCGCGCCCGCCCCCUUCCGGUUCUGACCCCGCGCGCCCUUCCUUUCCCCCGUCCAACCACGACGCAGACGAUCGCCAAGACGGGCGCGGGAUUCAGCUACGGCAUCAUCGUCGGCAGCGCCAUCCACCUGUUCUUCGCGCAGUGCGAGGUGGCCAUCGCGCUGGACGCCCACGACAAGUGGCUGAAGCAGUCGCUCGCCGACUCGACGGUUUGGGCGUCGCAGGACAACAACACCUACCGGGGCGUGUACGUGCUCGGGUUCCUCUCGUCCAUCUCCUACCUCGUCUUCGCCGUCAUCAUGAUCGUGUGCAUGAAGGCGGUGAUGAAGGACAGCUCGGAGCCCUACACCGAGUUCAGGGACAGGUACGGGGUGUCCAGCGACCGAGGCGCUCGGCCGUCGCAGGGGCCGUGAAGACGACGAAGCGUGUGUGCGUCGAACUGUUUUUCAUUAUUCCGAGUGUACGUCAA